GGGGGUUGGCAAGUCUCUCCUCAGUCCUCAUUUACAUCCCAGAGGAAAGGUGUUGGCCCCUUUGCAAGGAGAAGACAGGCCUGAGGGGCAGGCCUUGCUUCCAUUGGAAGUGGGGGCUGGCAUGCAAGCAGGGUGCACCCCAGUUUCCUGGGUGCCAUGGGGCUCAGCCGAGGCUGCCCUGGGAUUUGGCUUCCCCACUCCAGCCCCUCCCCUCCUGGACAACACCAGGGCCCUUCCUGGCUGGACCUCCUGGGCCACAUUUCUAGCCAGUCCUGGCCAGCCCAGCACAAUGCCUGUUCCUUCCCUGGGCCUUUGGUCCAGCAGAUCCCUGCACCCUGGCCUCUGCCUGACCAGGAGGCUUGGGAGGUGGGGGGGAUGUCCAACCCUGACCCUGCCUGCCCCCUGUCCCAGCAGCUGGGCUGUCCUCAGCCCAGGAAUGUAUUUUGGUUCCUGGUUGAGCAAUGUCAGUGCGGUUUGGGGGUCGGGUGGGGGUGGCAGGAGGUGCCCACCACCUUCGCCAUCCCACAAGGCGGCCUCCUGUCCCAGUAGACUCUGCAGCUCAGGGGCCUGGUGGACUAUGUGGCUAUGUGGCCACAUCCCCUCCUUGUGCCUCAGUUUCUAUGCUGUGCCAGGUGAAGAGGCCUGGGAGGACAAUGCUUAACAGUGGGUGGGGGUCCAGCCCCCGUCCCCUGCACCCUGUGCUCUGCUGAGGCCAGAGGGGGUCCCUCAGCUGGCCCCACUUCCCUGGCCACUUCUAGCUGGGCACCCUGAGAGCAGGGCAGGCCCAGGCCAGUGUCCCCAGGAGAGAAGACUCUGUCGGCUCAAGAAGAGGGAAGCAGACAGAUGUACAGAGAUGCAGGUAGAAGGGAGGCCCACUCCCUGAGGCCCAAUGGCAUUUCCAGGACAGCAGCCCCCAGCAGGGGACAGUCUGGUGGGCACUGGCUGCAUUCUGCACACAGAAAUCUUGGAGUCCUGGGCAAUCCGUGCUCCAGUAGAAGCCAAGCCCCCUCCUGGUCACCUUUGGUGCCCCCACCCCCGGGCAGAGCUUGGGUUGAGCUGGGACUUGACCUCGGGUCCUGUGUGACAUUGCCUUGGGUCCCCUCUCCUGCUGCCUCUGAACCCCUUCAGCCCCAGCGACCUCUGGCUCUGGGGAUGCUGAGGUGAGCUGUGCUGGAUGGGGCCACGUGAAGAGGAGAGUCGGGGAUCCAUCCUGGCCCCCAGCCCCUCUGAGCCUGAUUUCGGGAAGCCUGGGCAGGCUUGCCUUCUGCUGUGCUGGCUCUGCUGGGAAGGGAGCAGCCGUGGGGGCCCUGGGAGCCCUGCACCACAGCUCCCUAGGGACAGUGGGCUCCAAGCCAUUGCACACACAGGGCGGGGUAGCCCUGAGCAUUGGCGGCUGACGGGUGGGGCGUCUGAACCAACACUUUCAUGGGCAGGCAGUGGGAAUGGCAGUGAGGGGGUUAAUGGCAGCCGCUGACUCCUCUCUGGAAGGAAAAACUCCCCAUAACCGCCCUGCUGCCUGGCUUCCCUCCAGAGCCAAGAACAGGGGCUGAAAACUGGAAGUCCAGGCAUGCGGCCAGCUCUGCAGUGGGCGCUUGAGGAGGGCAGUGGCCCUGCCGCCAGCCAUCCGUCUGCACACCUACCUGGCUGCCUGGUUGACUGCUGUUUGUCGGGAAACCUCUGUCAGUCCAUCUGUCUGUAAUCCUGACUGUCCAGUUGUCUGUCUGACCCUCCUUCUCUGUCCUCCGUCCAGCCAUCUGGGCUGUCAGUCCAUUUGUCUGUUUGUCUGUGGCCCCCGUCUAUUUGUCCAUUUGUCCAAUCAUCUGUGAGUCUAUCUGCUCAUCUUCUUGCCCCUUCAUCCACCCGCCUCUGUGCAUCUCUCUGUCCACUGGCCUGUGUGUCCCUGCCUCUCCUCUCCCCGCUGGGCCAGAGGAGACAUGGCCAAGGGCCGUGGGACCACGGUCAGCAUGGCCCUGCUGGGGCUGGGGAUGGUGCUGGCCAUCAUUGUGCCCGCCGUGGUCCUGUCUCGGCAACGCAUCCACUGUGGCCCCAAGGCCUUUGCCCACGCUGCGGUUGCUGCAGACUCCAAGAUCUGCUCGGACAUUGGACGAGCUAUCCUCCAGAAACACGGUUCACCUGUGGAUGCCACCAUCGCGGCUCUGGUCUGCACUGGGGUUGUCAACCCCCAGAGCAUGGGCCUGGGUGGAGGAGUCAUCUUCACUAUCUACAACGCGACCACAGGGAGGGUCGAGGUCAUCAACGCCAGGGAGAGAGUGCCCGCCAGCCACGUUGCGGGUCUGCUGGACCAGUGUGAGCAGGCCCAGCCUCUGGGCACAGGCGCCCAGUGGAUCGGGGUGCCUGGGGAGCUCCGUGGCUACGCCGAGGCCCACCGCCGCCACGGCCGCCUGCCCUGGGCGCAGCUGUUCCAGCCCACCAUUGAGCUGCUCCAAGGGGACCUGCGUGUGCCCCACAUCCUUGGCCAGUUCCUGCAGAGCAGCUUCCUGAGGCCUUCCCUGUAUGCGUCCUCCCUGAGGCAGCUCUUCUUCAACGGGACAGAGCCCCUGAGGCCUCAGGACCCACUCCUGUGGCCCGCUCUGGCCUCCACCCUGGAGACAGUGGCCGCGGAAGGCGCAGAGGCCCUGUACACAGGGAGGCUGAGCCAGCUGCUGCUAGACGACAUCGCCAGGGAAGGCGGCCAGCUGACUCGGAAGGACCUGGCCUCAUUCCAGGUGGAGGUGGUGGACGCCCUGGCCAUGCCCCUGGGGGACUACACCUUGUACUCACCGCCGCCGCCUGCAGGGGGCGCGCUUCUCAGCUUCGUCCUCAACGUGCUCAAAGCCCCCUCCUCAGACGCUGAAGUCGGGGCCAAGGGAUGGGCCAGGAUGGUGUGGCCCACACCAGGGGACCCACUGAGUCCCCUCCAGGUGAUCCCGUCCCAGGAGCAGGUGGCUCUGCAGGUGGAGAGCUGCCUGUCCCUGUCUGGUGUGUGCAUCCGGGGCUGGGGCCCAGCCUAUGACAGUGCCGUGCAAGGAGGGUUCAACUUUUCCAAAGAGUCCGUGGCCAGGCCCGAGGGGAGAGUGAACUUGUACCAUCACCUUGUGGAGACGCUCAAGUUUGCCAGGGGGCAGAGGUGGCGGCUGUGGGAUCCUCAGAGCCACCCCGAGGUCCAGAAUGCCUCCUGGGACCUGCUGGGGGAGGCUCUGGCCCAGCACAUCCGUGAGCAGAUAGACGCCCGGGGUGACCACCAGCUCAGCCACUACAGCCUGGCUGGGUCCUGGAGCCACAGGAUGGGCACAGCUCAUGUGUCUGUGCUGGGGGAGGACGGCAGUGCUGUGUCCGCCACCAGCACCAUCAACACGCCCUUUGGAGCCAUGGUGUACUCACCUCGCACGGGCAUCCUCCUCAACAAUGAACUCCUGGACCUGUGCUGGAGGCACCCACGUGGCUCUGGAAUACUCCCACCACCUGUUCCAGGUGAGCGGCCGCCAUCAUCCAUGGUCCCCUCCAUCUUGGUCAACGCAGCCCAGGGGUCAAAGCUGGUGAUCGGCGGGGCCGGCGGGGAGCUCAUCAUCUCUGCUGUGGCCCAGGCCAUUGUGAACAAGCUGUGGCUGGGCCUUGACCUGCAGGCCGCCAUUGCGGCCCCCAUCCUGCACGUGGACAGCAAGGGCCGGGUGGAAUACGAGCCCAGCUUCAGCCAGGAGGUGAAGGAGGGGCUCCAGGACCGGGGCCAGAACCAGAUCAAGAGACUCAUCUUCCUGAACGUGGUCCAGGCAGUGUCCCAGGACAGGGCCUGCGUGUAUGCUGUGUCGGACCCACGGAAGCAUGGGGCACCCUCGGGCUACUGAAGGAGAUGCUCUGGGACCUGAGGUCCUGCUCACUGCCCAGGUGCACCCAGGCUGGCCAGUGCUCCAGCAGGAUCUGGACCCUGGGGCUGGGCAGUCAGCCUGGUGCUGCAAGAGGUGGGGACAGCCCAGCAGACAGAUGGCUGGGGGGACAGAGCCCACCCCUAGAGCCCCUUGUGGCCCUGCCCUGGCCCCUCCAGCCUCCCCAGGCCUCUCCCCCAGGACUGUGCCCUGUCCUCUGUGGCUCAUACCCCACCUGUGUUUCCUCUAAUCUGAAAUUAAAGGAGAGGCUACACCAUG
This is a messenger RNA of Sus scrofa (pig), 4139 nucleotides long. RefSeq names its product gamma-glutamyltransferase 5 (gene GGT5). Gene Ontology annotation, molecular function: glutathione gamma-glutamate hydrolase. NCBI's taxonomy places the organism in Eukaryota, Metazoa, Chordata, Mammalia, Artiodactyla, Suidae. The record is from RefSeq and is a predicted model, not a curated record. Gene Ontology annotation, biological process: glutathione catabolic process.